Molecule: messenger RNA, 2433 nt
Organism: Physcomitrium patens
Lineage: Eukaryota; Viridiplantae; Streptophyta; Bryopsida; Funariales; Funariaceae
Cellular component (GO): mitochondrion
Molecular function (GO): zinc ion binding; oxidoreductase activity
Source: RefSeq, a predicted model, not a curated record
UAAUUUGUGUGUAAAUUGUUGGGGGUUAUUCGCCAGAUUUGCUACAUAUACUUCCCGAUUUCGCAGAGAACGAUUUGUUUGCUAGUUGAGGUUUUGGUUCAAAAUUGCCACUUGUUUGAAGCAUGUGAAGGAUACCUCUUUCUUCUCUGUGUUUUCCUGCAGCAUCGUCGUUUUCCUGACGAAUUUGCGUCUGAGAAUUGAAGCUGGUCAUCUCCUCGAAUUCUGUGUUCCUCACUCAACAAGCUCUUGAAUUCCUCAUGUCACCCAAAUUCUAUUUCUGAGAAGAGCAUUUGUAGGUCCGUUUGUGAUUCCUUGUGGCGAAGCUCAGGUGUUUUUGAUGCGAUUGGGAUUUGUAAAGUGGAGGUUUCAGUGAGUGUUCAAAAGUCGGGAAAAUGAAGGUGGAGGCAGGUCAAGCUGCUCUGAUCACAGGAGCUGGAGGCGGAAUAGGACGAGCCUUGGCAGUGGCUCUUGCCAAACGUGGGGUUCAACUCUCGGUGCUUGACUUGGCGUCUGAACAAGGCCAAGAGACGGUGCGUUUAGUGGGUGAAGCGCAUGCCCAGAUUUCUUACAAGCCUAAUUCUCCAUCAGCCAUUUUCAUAAAAUGCGAUGUCAGUAAAACUGCUGAACUGGCUGCCGCAUUUGCCCAACAUCAACGUGUAUUCGGACGGCUGGAUAUUUGUAUCAAUAAUGCUGGUCUUGGAGAGGAGAGUAAUUUCUAUGAAGACAAAAAUGAUGAAAGGAAGCCUGAAUGGCGCAAAGUGGUGGACAUUAACUUGACCGCUGUCAUUGACGGCACACGGCUAGCGGUUCAAGCAAUGAAAGGUCGAGGAGGUCUUAUCCUCAAUAUUGCCUCUGCUGCUGGUUUAUACCCCAUGCAGUUUGGACCUAUAUAUUCAGCCAGCAAAGGUGGCGUUGUGAUGUUCACAAGGGCCCUCCUGGGUUUGAAGAAGUUGGAAAUUCGUGCUAAUGCGUUAUGUCCUGAGUUUGUGCAGACACAGUUUUUGGAAAGCGUAUCGUCAGCCGGGAAGAAGUUCAUAAACAAUCUUGGUUACGUAACCAUGGAUCGAAUACUGGAAGGUGCAUUCAUGGUACUCGACGAUGAGCGUCAGGCUGGAGCCUGUGUUUGGAUUCCAGCGAGAAAUCCCACUCAGUUCUGGCCAUCUGAAGAAGAGAAGAAGAAAUACAGAGUGACUGGGCUACAGAGCAAACCGAGCAAUGCUCCUUUGGCCCUGGCACCUCCCAUACCCUCACAAUUCCAAAAAGUUGUAGUGCACACUUUGAGUUCUAAUUUCCGAGCAGCGACUAAAGUUGUGACUGUGACUUACAAACCUCCUGUUAAGCCUGGCCACGUUCUUAUUAAGUAUCUGUAUGUUGGUAUCAACGCUAGUGAUGUAAACUUCAGCGCAGGGAGAUACCACGCUAGUGUACAAGAGGCAGCUGCGGGAUUGCCUCUUGAUUGUGGCUUUGAGGCUGUGGGACUCAUUGCCGGUGUAGGCGACGGCGUGUUGGAUGCGAAUUUGAAACCUGGGUCGGCGGUUGCCACCGUUGCAUAUGGCGGGUUUUCAGAAUAUAAGGAGAUGCCUGUAAAACACGUGUUUUCAGUACCAGUGGCGACUCCUGAAGUUGUGGCGAUGCUAACAUCAGGGCUUACUGCAUCUAUUAGUCUUGAGCAGGCAGGAAGAAUGACGAAGGGAGAGACGGUAUUAGUGACAGCAGCCGCUGGAGGAACCGGCCAGUUUGCAGUGCAGUUGGCCAAGUUAGCGGGCAACAAGGUGGUGGCCACAUGUGGUGGAGCAGAUAAGGCAGCGCUGCUUAAGGACUUGGGCGUCGACCGCGUCAUCGACUACAAGAAAGAGAACGUAAAAGAAGUCUUGAAGAAGGAGUAUCCCAAGGGAGUAAACAUCAUCUAUGAAUCAGUGGGAGGCGAGAUGUUUGACACCUGCAUGAACGCUCUAGCGAUGUUCGGCCGUAUGGUGGUCAUCGGCAUGAUGUCGCAGUACACGGAGGGCGAGGGAGGGAACUGGAAGCCAGCAAAUUAUCCUCGACUCUGCGAGAAGCUGCUGUGGAAGUCGCAAACAGUGUCUGGUUUCUUCCUCGUGCACUACGUGCGGAUGUAUCAGCAGCACAUCGACAAGCUUUACGAUUUGUACAGUUCGGGUAAACUCAAGAUUUCGAUCGACUCAAAGAAGUUUGUUGGGGUCCAUUCUGUGGCUGAUGCUGUUGAGCAUCUUCAAUCAGGAAAAAGUGUUGGCAAGGUCGUCGUGCAACUUGAUCCUAAUGCUUCAUCAUCGCAACAUGCAUCAAGACUCUGAACAGAUGCUCAAUCACUGAAACAAUGUAAACUAUGCAGGAGGAGAAUGUUAGUACUACUAAAGUGAUUGACUCCGUCAUUGUAAUGAAUUUGCAUAUGUUCAGAUCUGCUGCAUUAUGUUA